Molecule: messenger RNA, 210 nt
Organism: Aspergillus tanneri
Lineage: Eukaryota; Fungi; Ascomycota; Eurotiomycetes; Eurotiales; Aspergillaceae
Exons: 1
Coding region: 1-210 (69 amino acids)
Source: RefSeq, a predicted model, not a curated record
AUGACAUCGGCGGAAAAGUCUGCAACGGGCGAUGUUUACGAUCCUAGCACGCUUCCGGAUUUUGACCGCCAGUUUAUUGACCCUGAUGACCUGCGGCAGUUCGAGAACGCGUUGAACGGAAACGAGGCGGACCCCCCUAGUGGCUCUCAACGAUUGGCGUCCCAUCUACCAACGGGUCCGGAAAAGCAGAAGCCGGCGAACAAAACCUAG